Ostreococcus tauri is the source of this 876-nucleotide messenger RNA. Its product is annotated as SWR1-complex protein 5/Craniofacial development protein. The coding region runs from base 1 to 876 and encodes 291 amino acids. The transcript has a single exon. The record is from RefSeq and is a predicted model, not a curated record. Lineage: Eukaryota; Viridiplantae; Chlorophyta; Mamiellophyceae; Mamiellales; Bathycoccaceae.
AUGUACGCGCGACGACGCGUGGACGCGAUCGAGCGACGACCCGGAGAGGAGCCGUGCGAGACGUACGAGGGACGAUCGACGACGCCGUUCGACGAUAACGCGCGCGCGCGCCGGGCGUGGGCCGCGCUCCAGGGCGACGCGCGUGGGAACGGGGACGGGGACGGGGACGGGGACGCGACGAGGACGACGACGACGACGACGACGACGACGGGACGCACCGACGGCGCGCGAGAACUCCUGCGACGAUUGGCGACGAUGCCGAGCGAGGAGGAGAUCGCGAGGUGGCGCGAGAUCAGGGAUGACCCGUGGACGCGACGCGCGCUCGAGGCGACGGCGACGACGGCGACGAAGGAACGAGGGAAGAGACGAAAGGGUGGGACCGAGGCGAAGGAUGGAAAACCAAACGACGACGACGCGCGGAUGAAGAAGUUAAUGGAGGUGGCGAAGGAUGCGGUGGAGAAGGCGAACGAGGCGACGCGACUUCGCGCGGAGGAAUCGGCGAGAUUUCUCGAGACGCGAAACUUUGCGGGUAAGAUGGUCGAGGUCGAGACCGAGUACGUCGAGGGCACGAAGGAGGCCAAGGCACACGCGAAGCGCGCCGAGGCGUUGGCCAAGGGUGGGAUCGACGCCGUUUUAGCGCAGCUCAUGGAGCCCAAAAAGCUCAACGUUUUGGACAAGACGCGCGCCGAUUGGCGAAGCGUCAAGGACGACGACGCCGAGCUCCAGGAGGACCUCCAGCACCACGCCCGAGGCGGGCGCACGUACCGCGAACAGCAGGAGUUCUUACAAAACGCCGAUUACCGCGAGUACGAGCUCGAACGCGACGCCCGUCUCGCGUCGCGCGGUCGAACCGGCGCCCGCGCCGGGGCGCCGUAG